Chiroxiphia lanceolata (lance-tailed manakin) is the source of this 2309-nucleotide messenger RNA. RefSeq names its product retinoic acid receptor gamma (gene RARG). Gene Ontology annotation, biological process: regulation of transcription by RNA polymerase II; retinoic acid receptor signaling pathway; cellular response to corticotropin-releasing hormone stimulus. The record is from RefSeq and is a predicted model, not a curated record. The transcript is spliced from 8 exons. Lineage: Eukaryota; Metazoa; Chordata; Aves; Passeriformes; Pipridae. Gene Ontology annotation, molecular function: zinc ion binding; nuclear glucocorticoid receptor binding; nuclear receptor activity. Gene Ontology annotation, cellular component: nucleus; transcription regulator complex. Bases 59 to 1342 code for a protein of 427 amino acids.
GGGGGGUGUUAGGGGGUGUCGGGGGGCUCCAGGGGGUCCUGGGAGGCUCAGGAGGACCAUGUUCGACUGCCUGGAGGCGGCGGCGGCACCGCGGCGGCUCCACGACGUGACCAACCGGGGGGGCUGCGCCCUCCGCAGGGUCCUGGUGCCCGCGGGCUGCGGGACCCCCGCCCGCAGAGCCCUGGAGGCCCCCCCCGGGCGGGUUUUGGGGGACACGGGCCCCCCCUCGCCGCCACCUCCCCCCCGCGUGUACAAACCCUGCUUCGUGUGCAGCGACAAGAGCUCGGGGUAUCACUACGGGGUCAGCUCGUGCGAGGGCUGCAAGGGUUUUUUCCGGCGCAGUAUCCAGAAGAACAUGGUGUACACGUGUCCCCGGGAGCGGAACUGCCCCAUCGACAAAGUGACACGGAACCGCUGCCAGUUUUGCCGUCUCCAGAAGUGCCUCCGGGUCGGGAUGUCCAAGGAAGCCGUGAGGCACGACCGGAACAAGCGGAGGAAGGAGGUGAAGGAGGAUUUUGGGGGAGACGAGCUGAGCCCUGAGUUGGCCGAGCUGGUGCGGAGGGUGAGCAGAGCCCACCAGGAGACCUUCCCCUCCCUGUGCCAGCUGGGCAAGUACACCACGAACUCGAGUGCAGACCACCGUGUGCAGCUGGACCUGGGGCUGUGGGACAAGUUCAGUGAACUGGCCACCAAGUGCAUCAUCAAGAUCGUGGAGUUUGCGAAGCGGCUCCCGGGAUUCACAGGGCUCAGCAUGGCCGACCAGAUCACCCUGCUCAAGGCUGCCUGCCUCGACAUCCUGAUGCUGCGGAUCUGUACCCGGUACACCCCCGAGCAGGACACGAUGACGUUCUCGGACGGGCUCACCCUGACUAGGACCCAGAUGCACAAUGCAGGGUUCGGGCCCCUCACUGACCUCGUGUUUGCCUUUGCGGGGCAGCUCCUGCCCCUGCAGCUCGAUGACACUGAGACGGGGCUGCUUAGUGCCAUCUGCCUCAUCUGUGGAGACCGGAUGGAGCUGGAGCAGCCCCGGCGCGUGGAGCGGCUGCAGGAGCCGCUGCUUGAGGCUCUCCGGGUCUACGCGCGGCGGCGGCGGCCUCGGCAACCGCAGCGAUUCCCCCGAAUGCUGCUCAAAAUCACCGACCUGCGCGGCAUCAGCACCAAGGGGGCAGAACGGGCUCUGACCCUGCGCACGGAGAUCCCGGGGCCGAUGCCCCCCCUGAUCCGGGAGAUGCUGGAGAACCCUGAGAUCUUCACUGAGGGGGGGGGGCAGGGGGAGCCCCCCCCACCCCCAGACCCUCCCACAGCCCAGGACAGCCCCCCUGGCCCCCCCAAAUCCCCAUAACCCCCCCAACUCCCCAGAGCCCCUAUGGUGGGGGCACUCAUAGCUGCCUUCCAGGGUCCCCCCCUUUUGCUCUGGGGGGCGGGAGACCCCCAAAGUGCCCCCCCCCCUGAGUUGGGGUGUGGGGGGGUCAGAGACUGACAGAGCAAAGCUAUUGCCUUAAGCUGGGGGGGGUCCAGGGACCCCUCCCCCAUUCCAAACUCAGCUUCAGCCAAAGCCCCCCCAGCCCCUGCUGCCCCCGCCUUGUAUUAAGAGGAAUUUUAAGAGGGGCAGCCCCCUCUCCCCCCAAAUUAACACUCCUGGGUUGCCCCCCCUAAAUACCCCCUGAGGGUUUAUUUAUUGGACACAGGGUGGAUUCUGGGAGGGGGGGGAACCCCUAUUAUCCCCCCCCAGGACAUUCCCCCCCCCCAGUUUGGGGGGGCCCCAUUUAUAUGUUGUUAGGGGUGGGGGGACCCCAAAAUUCCUCCCUCCAUCCUAUUCCCUAUACACUACAGAGACCAAAGAUGGGGGGACACAAGAUGACUCCCCCAACUUCCCCCCUAUUUUGGGGGGUUCUCAAGCCAUAGGGUGACCCCAGUACCCCCCCCGGGCACCUUUGGGGGGGGACACACUCCCAAAUAUGUUACCCCCCCCCCCAAGUCUGGCUGGGUGGGGGGGACCGGGCUUGCUGCCACUCCCCUAAAUUUGUCGUCCCCCCCCAUCUUGGGUGGGGUCUGUUACACUACGGGGGGGUGGUGACCCUUCCCCCCAGGGCAGCACUUUCAUCCCCCCCCUUUAUUUAUUCCUCUGCGUUUACAUUGGGCCCCUGCCAUUUUUAGGGGGCCCCCCUGCCGCUGCCCCGCCCCCCGCUAGCCAACCCUCGCUUUUGGGGGGCCCCCCAGCCAUGUUUACAGCCCUCCCCCACUCCCUCUGUGCUGAGGGGAGGUCUCGGGACUUUUCUAUUUUUGCAAAAUAAAGUGAUGGAAAUUUU